CGGGACCAAAUAACUAGCCCUACUGUCUGCUUUAGAAAAGAAGAAGAUAUUUUACUCGUACCGGUUGGUUCGGUUUAACACGAUGUGGUAAACAUACCCACCAUUAAUCGUGGCUUAUAACCAGUCAGCUAAGGAUAUUACAAAACAGUAUUUGGAUCGGAUCAUAAACGUUUAUGGAAUCGAGUCAUGAGUUAACACUAUAGAGUAAAAGGAGGGUUAUGGGUACUCCUAAUUGGGGAAUGGUUCAACCAAUUAAGCCAAACCAAAACGUGAGUGAUGGUGUCAUAAGGUGGCGUCAUGGUGGGAUCAACAUCAACCUUUCUCAAAAACACAAUAGUGUUAGUUCACAUUAUCAAUCAAUAAUAUGAUAUGUUAACUAACUAGUAGUGGGUAACCUUUAAUUCCAUCAAAUGGAAAGAAACCUUAUAGUUGGGAAUCAAUCACUACCAUCUCCCCACUAUUGUUAUGUUCUCAAUCUCAAUUUAUGUUAAAUAUUUUAUGGAGAAUCAACCAGCGAAGAAUAUAGAAAAACCUACAAAGUCCAUUAUAUUAUGUAGAGGCGCUGGAAACCUAAAAAUUGGAAACAGAUAAUCAGUAGUACUCACCAAAACGCUAAAAAUAUUAUCAUUCUAUACAUCUAACUUAGUUAUGACCAGUCAUUUAGCAUUUCAUACAACUACUAGUGAUGAAGAGCAAGGCUUAGCCAUUAUUAUCAGCCACACAUGGAUACUCUGGUAAUAUACCAAAAUGAAUGUGUUAGACUCUAAUCCAGGUUCGAUAAAAUCAUCUAACAUGUAAGUUUGUGAAGAAUUCAGGUUAAUCCAAUGGUAAGGACAAGUGGAUAAAAAGAUAUAGGAGAAGACUAUGUUUGGCGACAUCAUCAAGUUCCAACUCAUUGGAUGAGACUUGACAGCAAAUUCAGCUUACAUUACAUUGGGAUGACCUAAACAACCACCUACAAUCUAACUGCAACAGACUUUCCACAAAUAAGUUUUUAAGAAAAAGGUCAUGCAUACAUCAUCCUUUGCAAUAAACAAGUCCAUAAAGCUUCACAUAUCUUUAAAAAAAAACACAAUUCUGGCAUAAAUUGAAGCGCUGAUAUACACGUUACUCGUGAGGAUUAUGGUUUCAUAUAGUAGUUGUGUAAUACAUAUGAAACAAAACCUAUUUAAUUUUGAGAUUUGAUUUGAAAUCAAACGUCUAUUAUCGACUAACGAUACUCUAAAUAACACGAUAAGUUUGAGAUGUUGAGUUGCUAGUAAGAUGAACUCCCAAACCAUGAGUUUGGAUAUUGUACAUUCUUGUGGUACCACUUGGCAAUUGAUUACUAUUGUCUCUCUCAAACAUAGCCAAAAUUGCAAGUUGUCACAUAGAAAAAAUGAAGCCUUCUAUAUAAAUUGCAAGGCCGGGCAAGAAACUUCAUAUGCUUCAAACAGCUGGACCACUAAACCCUACACUUGCUCACUCUCCCCACCUUAUUGCAAAAAAAAACCCUAAAAAUAAACAAAGUCUAACCCACAAAAACUAAACGUGCUAUCCCAAUCCUAAUCCAGUAAGGAAACACUAAACUAAAAAAAAAUAUUAUAAUUUGGAAGAAAACAAAGUGGGAGAUCCCCACCACCACCAUCACAAACACUGUGAUUCCCACCAUAACCUAACCCUAAACAAAAGAAAGGUCCUUCAAGAUUCUACAUGUGCCAUGGUGCUAUUUAGUUCAAACUCCACAUUAGAUUCCUUUUUUCCCAAGUCUUUCUUUAUGUCUCUUACCAGCUUCUUGGAUGAAACCAUGGCUUUUGUUAGGUUAACAAGAAGAGUUGACUAAGUGGGUUGCAAGUGAGUUGUCACUAUUCAUUUAGAUUUGACGAUUAUGAAUAGUUUAUAUGAGUUCGUGAAGAUACAAUUGGGUUUUGUAUAAUUCCUUGUAGAUCGACAUAAAGGUAACAACUCAUUUGAUAAGUAUUCAUUUCAAUAGUUGUCAAGUCGAUAAAUGCAUAGUAUAUUCGUAUAUGUCCUUGUAAGAAAGUGUUAUAAGAUAAUUAAUCAUUGAAUCUUCUCCCAACAACUCGAGUUAUUAGUACCAAUUGAUUUAUAACGUGGUAUUAGAGCCAGUUCGAGCAACUUGAGUUAUAAGAUAUAUAAGUAACAUUUUCUCAAAAGCUCGAAUUAUUUGUACCAAAUAAGGAUCACAAUUGUUCACGAUUAACAUCAACAAAACACUGACAUGUGUUCUGAAGUUGAACACUAUGAUUUGGAAGUUCAAUCCCACUCUAACCGAUCUAGCCAUGAAUUAAACAUGUAUACUUUGGUCUCACAAACAACUUGACAAAUGGGGAGUCGAGAGACAGACAAGAAGGCAGACAGCAACGUUGUUUUAUGGAUUGAUUAAUGAUUCUUGAAUCUUGAAGGCUCCGUCACUUGAAGAUAAGCACGUGACGACGGCUCACUGUAGCAGCCUCCAGUCUCCACCUUCUACCGUCGGCGGUUGGCCACCAUCCCACUCACUGAGUCGCCGUCCGAGUCUGGGCGAGAUAUGGAGUCCCGAGUCGUCGAAGUAUCGCAUUUAUCCAGCUCCAAGUUCUCCGUAACCGAGAUGUAAAAAAGGGUACGAACUACGAACUGUGAAGUGUGAACCAACCCCAGGACAAUGAGGUAACCUUUUUACCUAACCCGCAGACCUGAGAAAAGAAUGAACCCGUCGAAAUUGACCAGUCACUUCUGGCUCGGACUCAAUGAACAUUAUAUGACUCGAUACGUUUAACACGUUAGUUAUUAUGACUAAAACUCGUAUCGAUUUGUUAUUAUGACUUAAUUUCAAUUCCUUUCUAUUGUAUUUUUUGUUUACUUGUUUAUUGCUACCUUCAAAACAAAGAUAAGACGUCAGGAGCAAGUUCGACAAAAAGUCCAUCAACGCUAUAUAUGGAUAUUGAGGAGUGCAGAGUAAUUAAUUACUACUAAUAUAAUUAAUUACGGCACUGUUUUGUAAUUGACCACUCGAGCUAGAGAUGCCCUAGUUACUAGUCGUGGGGUAUAUAUUCUUGUGCUCUAGCCGAGUGAACAUAUAGAUCGGCGCAGCCCUAUUUGCUGUUGCUUAGUGAGAACUUCAGCUGGAGCUUGCUCCCGUGGAUUAGUCCUGUUCAUAUUGAACAGGGAUACCACGUACAUCGUGUGUUCUUUUACUUCCGCGCUUUACUUGCUUACAUGGUAUCAGAGCUGUGAUCUCAUAUUACGAUCAUGACGAAGGAUGGAGAAGUUUCGGACGGGAAGAAGCCUGUUGUUGAUCACGAGACUAUACCUCAUACAUCACCGUUCUAUCUGCAUCCGUCGGAGAGCCCUGGCCAACUGUUUGGCAGCGAUCUACUUUCUGACCUAAAUUAUGGUGAAUGGGUUAACGACAUGACGGAGACACUCAUUGCAAAGAAGAAGCUGAAUUUUGUUGAUGGUUCGUUGCCCCGAUCAGCCGCGGAUACCAGAGCAAAGGAGGAUGCUUGGGAUCAGUGUGAUGCGAUGGUGAAAGGGUGGUUAAAAACGGCAAUGACCAAGGAGGUUCGGAACAGCGUACGAGCGGCUAAAACCGCGCAAGAGAUUUGGAUGGAUCUCAAACAGCGGUUCGGAUCCAGUUCGGCCAUGCGCGCGUACGAACUCCGUCGCCAAAUUGUGGGACUUCGGCAGGAGAAAUCGUCGACUUCGGCGUUUUUCACUAAACUUCGCACUUUAUGGGAUGAGCAUCAAUCGGUGACCAUAAAUCCCCGCUGUAGCUGUGGAAAUUGCAGCUGUGAUAUUGCAAAGCAGGUUCGCGACAAGCAAGAGGCAGAAUGGCUGAAUGAUUUUUUGCUUGGCUUGGACGACACCUUUGCAAUUGUGCGUAGUCAAAUUCUGAGCUCCAAGCCCACUCCCACACUCACUGAAGCUUAUCAACAAGUGGCGGCUGAGGAGCAGCAACGCCAAAUCACAGCCAGCCGUAAGCCUGUUGUCGAAGCAGCAGCUUUCCAGGUGCGUAACGAAAAGGAACGCGACUCUGAUGAUCGCGUCCGAUGCAGCAAUUGCAAUAAACUUGGACAUCUUAGGGAGCAGUGCUUCAGGCUUAUUGGCUAUCCCCCUGACUUUGGCAAGAAUCGUCCUAAUGGAGGGAAGAAGCAGAAGGGCGAGAACUCCUCCCGAGCAGCCCACGUUGAUGCUGAAGAGAGUCCUAUUCCGGGGCUCACAGCGUCGCAAUUUGCACAGCUCAAGCAGUUCUUUUCGGCGCCCACGCCUGCCACACCGGACCCGACCGCACAUAUGGCUGGUAAUUCUAUUGACCUUAGUGAGUGGCUUAUUGAUUCUGGGUGUAACGAACAUAUAGUCAGUGAUAUAAAUUGGUUUGAUCAAGUUCAUUACUCUCAUGGUCAUUCACCCGUUCGUAUCCCCAAUGGUAAGUGUAUUCCAGUAGAGGGCAUUGGUUCGGUGGUUCUGAAUUCGCAGCUCACCUUGCAUCGUGUUCUCCAUGUUCCUCAAUUCAAGUGCAACUUGUUAUCUGUGAGUCGGUUGAUCAGAGAUAAUAAUGUGGCAUUGUUUUUCUUGGGAAAUGUGUGUGUGAUUCAGGACUCACACUCCAAGACCGUGAUUGGAUUGGGUCGCCUCCGUGAUGGCCUGUUUUACUUGUCCCGAGACGAGAAGUUGCAGAAAAGGGGGGACUCGACACUAGCGAUGGCGGCUGCGCAGCGUGUGAGUCAACAGCUUUGGCAUCAUCGCUUGGGACAUCCUGCUUUUGAAAAAUUGUCUGCUUUGAGGAAUUUUCUUACUUAUCAAGAACAUAGUUGGUUUAAGUCGCAUUGUGAUUCUUGCUUGCGUGCUAAACAGACGCGAACACCUUUUCAGUCGAGUACCAUUAAGACGGCUGGUUGUUUUGAGUUAAUUCAUAUGGAUAUUUGGGGUGGCUAUCAGACCUCUUCUAUGGAUGGCUCACGUUAUUUCUUAACGGUAGUGGAUGAUUAUAGUCGGACUACCUGGGUUUAUCUACUGAAAUAUAAAUCCGAUGUUGAAAGGCAUGUUCGUAUGUUCUGCGAGAUGGUUCGUACACAGUUUCAGACGCAGGUUCGCAGGAUUCAAUCUGACAAUGGUCUGGAAUUUCAAACGAACACACUCAGAGACUACUAUGCUGCUAACGGCAUCCUUUUCCAGACAUCUUGUGUUAAUACCCCACAACAGAAUGGGGUCGCUGAACGCAAACACCGCCAUCUAUUGGAAACGGCACGUGCCUUGCGUUUUCAUGCAGGUCUACCGGUUCGAUUUUGGGGCGAGUGUGUCUUGACGGCAACCUACUUGAUUAAUCGGUUGCCCUCUUCCGUUCUUGGUAACAAGACGCCCUUUGAGGUUCUCCUUGAGCGAGCACCAUCUUAUGAUCACCUUCGCACAUUUGGCUGUCUCGUGUAUGCGAAGGACACACAACAUGGACUUGAUAAAUUUGCCGAGCGAGGACGUCGCUGUGUUUUCGUUGGAUAUCCCCUGGCUCAGAAGGGUUAUCGGGUGUAUGACUUGACUUCACGACGCAUUUACACGUCCCGCGAUGUUUUUUUUGUGGAAGGUGAAUUUCCGUUUCGCACUCCACUUGCGACGGCACCGUCUACACGUGCUGCUGCUCCGCAUUCCCCUCCGGCUUCAAUUGAGGGGGAGCAGUUUUCUGACUCCCCAGUUCUGGACCCCAUCGAGCAUGAGGAAGAUACCAACGUGGCUCCUGCUUGCUCUUCCCAGCAGCCCACUUCGGCAGAUGAGACCCUCGCGCCUACAGACUUGGCCGAGGUCACUCCACCUCAUGCACAUGCAGACUUGGACGAGGCCGACCCUUCCCAUGCCCAUGCAGAUUUGGACGAGGCAGCACCAUCAUCCGCAGCGCCUCCCACUUCUGACCAGCAUGCUUUUGUUCCGCGGCGUGGCCUUCGUGAACGGCGUCCUCCUUCCAAGCUCGACAUCUAUGAUACCGCCCUACCGGGCAGCAGCUCUCAUGCAACCACUUAUCCGAUUGCGAAUCAUGUCCAUUAUGAUCGUUUUACCCCAGCUCACAAGGCGUUCCUUGCCGCCAUCUCCAAACUCGAAGAGCCUCGCCAUUUUCGUGAAGCAGUUCUUCAUGCUUAUUGGCGUGAGGCUAUGCAGAAGGAAAUCCUGGCUCUCGAGGCCAAUGGUACCUGGACUUUGGAAUAUCUCCCACCCGGCAAGAGGGCGAUUGAUUCGAAGUGGGUGUAUAAGAUCAAAUAUCACCCUGAUGGUUCGAUCGAACGUUUCAAGGCACGGUUAGUUGCCAAGGGUUUUAAUCAAUUGGAAGGUGUCGAUUUCCACGACACCUUUGCUCCUGUUGCCAAGGUCGUCACUGUACGGGUCCUCAUAGCACUUGCAGCUCAGCGUGGUUGGCCGUUACAUCAACUGGAUGUCAAUAACGCUUUUCUGCAUGGCGACCUUGAGGAAGAAGUUUACAUGAAGGUUCCCCUUGGUUUUCAACAGGAAGGAGAUACCCGGGUUUGCCGUCUACGUAAAUCCCUCUAUGGAUUGCGUCAGGCUUCUCGGAAUUGGUACCAGAAAUUCACUCUGGCCCUCGCUGAACUUGGUUUCACUGCAUCCCGGGCUGAUCACUCACUUUUCUUGUACCGCAAAGGCGAGACUUUUGUUGCGGCUCUUAUAUAUGUGGAUGAUGUUGUGCUUACCGGUAACGAUGCAGGUUUCAUUUCUCAGGUCAAGAGCUUCUUGGAUUCACGUUUCAGCAUCAAAGACCUAGGACCGUUGAAGUAUUUCCUGGGUAUUGAGGUGGCUCGCUCACCAGAAGGGAUAGUCCUUAGUCAACGUAAAUACACCCUUGAUAUCCUGAAGGAUGCGGGUGUGACUGGAGCACGACCGAGCAGCUUUCCCAUGGAGCAGAACCACUCUCUCACUCAACCUGCUGAUGAUGUGAUUCCUGACAUCAGCUCGUAUCGGCGACUCAUAGGUCGCCUCUUGUACCUGACGGUUACUCGUCCUGAUAUCACAUACGCCGUUAAUGUACUUAGUCAACAUGUUCAUGCUCCCAGUUCAGCUCACAUGGCAGCUGCUCACCGUGUUCUUCGCUACUUGAAGACUGCUCCUGGCCAAGGUUUGUUCUUCCCAUCCUCUGGUACUUUGGAGCUUACUGCUUUCUGUGAUUCUGAUUGGGCAGGUUGUCAAGCCAGUCGUCGGUCUACGAGUGGCUACUAUAUCCAGUUGGGUUCCGCUCCGGUCUCUUGGCGCACGAAGAAACAACGGGUCGUUGCGCGUUCCUCUGCAGAAGCCGAGUAUCGCGCCAUGGCCAGUACAGUUAGUGAAGUUAUCUGGUUGCGUCAUCUGUUAAUGGAGCUCGGUGUUCCGCAAUCUUCGGCUACUCCACUAUACUGCGAUAGCCAGGCUGCUCUUCAUAUUGCGGCAAAUCCAGUCUUCCAUGAGCGUACUAAACAUGUGGAGAUGGAUUGUUACUUUGUUCGUGAGCGCGUUGUCACUGGCGAGAUUGCACCCCACAAGGUUGCGACAUCCGAUCAACCAGCUGAUAUGUUUACCAAGGCCUUAGGCACUGAUCAGUUUCGUUUCCUUAUGUCCAAGCUUGGCAUUCGUGAUCUGCAUGCUUCAGCUUGAGGGGGAGUAUUGAGGAGUGCAGAGUAAUUAAUUACUACUAAUAUAAUUAAUUACGGCACUGUUUUGUAAUUGACCACUCGAGCUAGAGAUGCCCUAGUUACUAGUCGUGGGGUAUAUAUUCUUGUGCUCUAGCCGAGUGAACAUAUAGAUCGGCGCAGCCCUAUUUGCUGUUGCUUAGUGAGAACUUCAGCUGGAGCUUGCUCCCGUGGAUUAGUCCUGUUCAUAUUGAACAGGGAUACCACGUACAUCGUGUGUUCUUUUACUUCCGCGCUUUACUUGCUUACAAUGGAUGAUCGAAUAAACUCAUUAAUCGAAAAAAUAAUUCAAUAAGAUUGUUGAGUCGGAUUUCUUCGAAUCUUUUGAGAAAACAAAAAUGAAUGACAACAUUCUUGAUAUCAGCCCUAAAACUACUCCUCUUCUCACCUUGGUCAUCCUACCCUUCGAUUUAUCUCUUAAAUACUACUCACUAAUCACUAUCUUUCUCAGUUUCUCUCAAACAUCUCAAAAAUAGUAUCUUAUAUUCUUAUACCAUAACUAUUGAGGGUUUUUAUACAUUUCGGAGUAAUUUAUGAUAUGAUUGUUGAAUAAAUUUGGUGAUCUAUGACUUGUUGAAAAAGAGGCUCCUAGAUCCUAGUAUUGAAAAGUUCACAUGCGAUGUACUGAUAAAAGUAACUAUAAGAUUCCAUUAAUAAAAUCAACGAUCCAUU
Messenger RNA from Linum trigynum, 8312 nucleotides. Lineage: Eukaryota; Viridiplantae; Streptophyta; Magnoliopsida; Malpighiales; Linaceae. The record is from the annotation of a GenBank genome assembly.